GAAAGGCGCUAACCGCUGCAGCUGGCCCUCGGGGUGCGGAGAUGGCGUCGAGGUCCAGGGCUGAGGACUGGGACCGAGCCGUGAGCCCUGGCAGGCGACGCGAAAAGGUUGCCUCCGCGCCCAGCGGGGACGUGGCGGCGGCGGGGACGCUGAAGAGCGGGGCGUCUCCGGUGCGGCCGGUGGUGGCCUCCCCUCGACCAGUGAAGGGUAAAGCGGGCCGGGAGGCGGCCCGGUGGCGGCUGCAGCUCCCGCCCGCGACUCAGGCCCAGGGCCCGGGCGAGGGGGCCGCGGAGGAGGAAGAGGUGCCCCUUCCCUCCGUGCCGGCGGAGGCGGAGGCGCAGCCACUGCCUCCCGUCUGCGUGUCCCCCAUGAGGGGCAUGUGGCGCGACGAAAAGGUGGCGCUCUAUUGCGACCAGGUGCUGCAGGGUUGUAAGGCAGAAGAUGCUGAUGAGGCUAUGAAUAAAUAUCUAUCAGAAAAAUUAAAGUUGAAAGACAAAUGGCUUGGAGUCUGGAAGACUAAUCCUGAGCUAUUCUUUGUGAAAUAUGAAGAAGCUUCUAUCCCUUUUGUUGGUAUACUAGUUGAGGUAACUUGUACACCACGCCAAGGCUCAACAUCUUGUUUCAAAGUUACUGUUUCUGUUGCUGAGCCUUUUUCUUCUAAUAUUGCAAAUAUUCCAAGGGAUUUGGUUGAUGAGAUUCUAGAGGAACUAGAGCAGUGUGUGCCUCUCUUGGAAGUGUACCCUGUUGAAGGACAAGACUCUGCUAUACGCGAUAUUGCUUUGGCCUUAGAAAUUGUAAGGUUUUUUUAUGACUUUCUUUGGAGAGACUGGGAUGAUGAAGGAAGUUCUGAGAAUUAUACAGCUUUGAUUGAAGAAAGAAUUAAUCUGUGGUGUGAUAUGCAGGAUGGAACAAUACCUGGCCCCAUCGCACAACGUUUCAAAAAAACCUUGGAGAAAUAUAAAAACAAGCGUGUCGAGCUCAUCGAGUAUCAGAGCCGUAUUAAAGAAGAUCCCUCUGCAGCAGAGGCUGUUGAAUGCUGGAAAAAAUACUAUGAGAUAGUAAUGCUCUGUGGAUUACUGAAAAUGUGGGAAGAUUUACGCCUCCGAGUCCAUGGACCUUUUUUCCCAAGAAUUCUGAGGCGUAGAAAAGGAAAAAGAGAUUUUGGAAAGACUAUAACCCAUAUUGUGGCGCAAGUGUUGACUACUGACAUGGUAAAGGACUUAUCUUCAGACACAUUUCUCCAACAGCAUGAUGAUUUGGAUUUGGCUUUGGAGAGUUGCUAUAGUGGAGAUACAGUAGUUAUUUUUCCAGGAGAAUAUCAAGCUGUAAAUCUUGCUUUAUUGACAGAUGACAUCAUUAUAAAGGGAGUUGGAAAGAGAGAGGAAAUUAUAAUUACUUCUGAACCUUCUCAUGACAGUUUUGUGGUAUCCAAAGCUGAUAAUGUGAAACUAAUGCAUCUGUCUUUGAUACAACAAGGGACAGUUGAUGGUAUUGUGGUGGUGGAGUCUGGUCACAUGACCGUAGAAAACUGUGUAUUAAAAUGCGAAGGAACAGGAGUGUGUGUGCUUACAGGGGCUGCUCUGACAAUCACAGACAGUGAAAUAACUGGUGCCCAGGGUGCUGGUGUUGAGCUGUAUCCUGGGAGUAUAGCCAUUUUGGAAAGGAACGAAAUUCAUCACUGUAAUAACCUCAGAACCAGUGACAGUUCAGAAAGCACCUUAGGUGGAGUGAAUAUGAAGGUUCUUCCUGCACCCAAACUGAAGAUGACUAAUAAUCAUAUAUACAGCAACAAUGGCUAUGGAAUAAGCAUUAAUCAACCAACAGAACAAUUUUUUAUUGUAGCAGAAGCCCUCAACAAAGGGGCUGCUUCAGGAGACAAAAAAGAUGAAACUAGGCUCUCCAAAGUAAUGCAAAAUCUGAACCUGGAAAUGAAUGAUAAUAAAAUAGAAGCAAACUUAAAGGGGGAUAUGAGAAUCGUCACAAGUUAAAGCAUCUGGGUUUAUUUAUGUUGAAGUUUUGUAUUUCAGAUAGACAGCUGUUUAAUAAAUCUUAUCUCCCACAGAAAUAGUAGUUUUAAAUUCAAAACUUAUUAA
Pteronotus mesoamericanus is the source of this 2093-nucleotide messenger RNA. It is a transcript of the gene SHCBP1L, whose product is annotated as SHC binding and spindle associated 1 like. NCBI's taxonomy places the organism in Eukaryota, Metazoa, Chordata, Mammalia, Chiroptera, Mormoopidae. Gene Ontology annotation, biological process: spermatogenesis; male meiosis cytokinesis. The coding region runs from base 42 to 1988 and encodes 648 amino acids. The transcript has 10 exons. The record is from RefSeq and is a predicted model, not a curated record. Gene Ontology annotation, cellular component: meiotic spindle.